CAAUAUCAGAGUAACCGGGAUCGACGGACGCCAGGAUGAAACGAGACUUUUAGUAGAAAUUAAGUAGAAUUAAGAGCCUGCUUUAAGUAGAAAAAUCGUGAUGUUCAUGAUCGUAUGUAUAUUCCUACACGUAGGUACAUUCUCAGCUAUUGGAACUAUCUAUAUUGAUCGACGUAACGACUUUCACAUGUUAUACAGAUGAUGGAGUGCUAUUGGAUUCACGUGUCCUAGAGAACCCUGAAGCGAAUAUAUGGGAGAACAGCGGCAAGUACCAGGGAGACAUAGUCCUCGACGAUGAGCAGAUCGAAGCCUUGGUGGCAGGCUUUGCUGGCGGCGGCUCUAGGGCAGCGUAUGUCGUGCCCAAUAGGACGUGGCCAGGAAACGUGAUGGUAUACGAGUUUGGUGCUAAUGAGUUCAAUGCUGCUCAACAGCAAGCUAUUUUACGAGCCAUGGGAUGGGUCGAGCAUUUCUCGUGCGUCCGGUUCCGUUUGCGACGACCAAACGAACAGAACUACGUGCUGAUCACUGGAAGACCCACGGGUUGCUACGCACGCAUCGGCUUCCACGCCACUGGGCACAUCCACACCCUCAACCUGGCCCGCAACGAGCCGGGGCGCGGCUGCCUGAACAACAUCGUCAUCAUCCACGAACUGCUACACAACCUCGGCUUCUUCCACAUGCAGUCCGCUUACGAAAGAUACAACUAUGUACGCAUUAACUGGGCUAACAUUCGACAAGGCAUGGCUCACAACUUUUAUCGUUGGCCGCGUAACUCUGUCAACCUGUUAAACCUGCCAUAUGAGUACCAGAGCUCCAUGCACUACAGCACCCACGCGUUCAGUAUUAACGGGAGACCAACUAUCGAAGCUACAAGGAGUUUCCCGGGAACGAUGGGUCACAUGGUCUACGUCACCCACUGGGACUGGGUGAGGUUGCGCCGGCACUACAACUGCCCUGGAGCGUGGAAUGAGAGAGACAUGCAGGAAUUAAAGGAAGAGGUGGAGCGCACACUACCUCUAAUGCUCGCUGUACCACCAACAACGGCUGACAAGAUCGAAGAUGGCGACGAUGAACAAAUGAUUGUUGACGAAGCAAAAUAAAUGAGAUAUUUACUCGUAAAAACAAAUAAUGUAUCUAUUAUUUAAAAACUAGCGGACGCGCGCGAUUUCGUCCGCGUGAACCUACCCCUACCCUAAGUAUCCUAUGCCCGUCUCCUGGUUCUAAGCUAC
This is a messenger RNA of Bicyclus anynana (squinting bush brown), 1229 nucleotides long. RefSeq names its product zinc metalloproteinase nas-4-like. Gene Ontology annotation, molecular function: zinc ion binding; metalloendopeptidase activity. NCBI's taxonomy places the organism in Eukaryota, Metazoa, Arthropoda, Insecta, Lepidoptera, Nymphalidae. The record is from RefSeq and is a predicted model, not a curated record. Gene Ontology annotation, biological process: proteolysis. The transcript has 5 exons. Bases 387 to 1100 code for a protein of 237 amino acids.